Messenger RNA from Musa acuminata AAA Group (dessert banana), 1048 nucleotides. RefSeq lists its product as uncharacterized. The record is from RefSeq and is a predicted model, not a curated record. NCBI's taxonomy places the organism in Eukaryota, Viridiplantae, Streptophyta, Magnoliopsida, Zingiberales, Musaceae. The transcript has a single exon. The coding region runs from base 97 to 933 and encodes 278 amino acids.
CGUUGUGAUGCGCGGCGUCGCGUCCCCAAAUCAAACGCGUGACGACCCCGACCGAGUGUGGUAUAGUCUCGAAGAAGCGACGACGCGGAUGGUUUCAUGGAAUCCCAAGAACGGCAGCGGGAGGAAAGCCUCUGUUCCCAAUCCCCUCCUCUCCGUUCCUCGAUCGAAGCCCUACACCUUUCUCCGAUUCCCGCCUCGCUGGGACUAGCGUUCGUCUGCGCCUCCCUUGUCCUUGUCCGAUCGCAAACCCUCAAACCUCUAUCCACCGCCAUCAAGCUCGCCGACAGCGCCAUCAAGGGCACCGAGGCCCUCCGGCUUCUCCACUCGCCUUCGCCCCAGUCGGUCUUUCUCGCCACCAAGGCCCUCGUGAAGAGCUACAAGGCCUCCAAGCUCCUCCAUCCGUCCAAAUUCCACCCUAAGAUCCCUUCCGUUGUGGCGGCGAGGCUCAAAGCUUGCCUCGGCGCCGUCAGCCUUCUCGGCUACGCGAAAUCCCCAUCCGUCGUUGAUGGUUUGCUGGGGAUAGGGUUCCUGAAAGGUGGAUACAAGGUUUCGAAGAACACUGCCAAGGUUCUCGAAGGGUUCGUGGGUUUUCAAUUGAAUUCAGCGCUCAGAGAUGGCAUCGAUGCGUUGGGACUGCUGGUUAAGGCUGCGACGGUGGGGAGAGUGAUUAAGCGCUGGUUUUCGAUUGAGUGGCGCACGAGGAAUCGGCGCGUCUGUCUCUUUCUGACAGCUGAUUUGAAGCAUGGGGUUCGAUUGAGCUACAAAAGAUUGGAUUUUGAUGGCAUUCGUGGAUGUACGAGAGUUUUCUACUCGGAGCCAUUUCCUUUAUGGGAGGCAGCUGUGAUCGGUGAGAUGGCUGUAGCUUUCCACCCGUCUGAAUUGCUUUGCUUGUCAAUUCCUGUAAAUGAGGUAAUCCCAACGAAAUCAAUGUAACUGCUGUAUAGUGGUUAUCUUGUCUGUAGUUGCAAAGUAGUCUAUGCUUAUCUUGUAUCUCAGGCUUGUAAACUUGUAUAACUGAUAACGGAAAGUUUUGCUGCAAAUUAUUUUA